Tilletiopsis washingtonensis is the source of this 2204-nucleotide messenger RNA. Its product is annotated as cytochrome P450. Gene Ontology annotation, molecular function: iron ion binding; heme binding; oxidoreductase activity, acting on paired donors, with incorporation or reduction of molecular oxygen. The transcript has a single exon. Bases 379 to 2187 code for a protein of 602 amino acids. NCBI's taxonomy places the organism in Eukaryota, Fungi, Basidiomycota, Exobasidiomycetes, Entylomatales. The record is from RefSeq and is a predicted model, not a curated record.
GCCCAAUUUAGCGCCUCGCCGCCGUCACUCAGCAGGACGCUAAGCACGCAGCCCGACAGCCGCAGCGACCGCCCGCUCGUCCCGCACCGUCCACCAUGCGCUCUUCACCCGGUGCCGGUGCCUGCAUGGGCGUGGCCUGCAGCGGUGCGCUUCGGCAGCGGCGAAGGCACAGAAGCAGAGGCAGGUGACAACCGUCUGGCGUCGCAUGCAGCAGCGGCCAAGUCUGCGGCUUGUUCUCCAUCCUCACCGUUUACAUCCACCCCACCUCUCCCUACUCUCCUCUCGCCUUGGAUGACUUGACAAGCCUCGCACCGCCGCGAGCAGCAUCCUCAUCAACUAGUCACACCCGCUCUGUGCGCUCUGCGCGCUCUCAGCACCAUGGGCGCCACGCACGCCUUCCUCGCGCGAAGCGAGCUCGAGCUGCCCAGCACGCCCGUGCUCGUGCUCCUCGCCGGCCUCGCCACGCACUUCCUCUGCUCGCGCUUCGAGCCAUGGCCGCACCAGCUCGCUCUUCCCGCCGUCUGCGCCACAGCAGCCCUCUUCUACUCGCAGCUUGUACUGCGCGACGGCAGCAUCGUGGCGGCGACGCUGCACACGUCCAGCAUCCUCGCGCUGUAUGCCUCCGUGCUGCUGGCCAGCAUCGCCGUCUACCGCCUCUACUUCCAUCGCCUGCGCCGCUUCCCGGGCACGCCGUCGAUGGCACUGUCUAAGUGGACCCUCCUCUCCACCGACGUGCAGGGCUUUCGCUACCGGCUCGUCGACGAGCUGCACGCACAGCACGGCUGCAUCGUCCGCACGGGCCCGAGAGAGCUCUCCAUCAACGACGCCGGCGCGAUUCCCUCGAUCUACGCCGCCAAGAGCCCGUGCACCAAGGGCCCCUGGUACCGCGGCAUCGCCGGCGACCGUCCAGUCGACGAGCAGAGCACGUACGACACGCGCGACAAGCACACGCAUGCUCAUCGGCGGAAGCUCUGGAACGCCGCUCUCUCGUCCAAGGCGCGCACUGGGCACGUCGAGACGAUCAGCCAGCUCGUUUACAAGACGAUCGCCCAGCUUCAGGCACGGGCGUCGUCGGCGCCAGACGUCGAUGUCGGCGAGUGGUGCGACAUGCUCAGCUUCGACUGCAUGUGCGAGAUCGGCUUCUCGCGCCGGCUGGACCUCAUCGAGCGCGGCAAGCGCUCGCGCGAGCUCGUGCACCUGCAGGAAGCAGUAGCCGCCGCGCAGGUCAUCGGCAAUGUGCCGUACCUCUCCAAGGCGCUCGAAUGGCUGCCGGGCAACAAGAUCGGCCUCUUCAAGGGCUGGGUCGCUGGCGUCGUUGCUGAGCGAGCGGAUGAGGUCGGCAUCACCGGAGCAGCACCGAGCGUCGCAGGCGACAAGUCUGCGGAUCCCGAGGCGCUGCACAGCAAGCCACUGUCACCGCCAUCCACGCCAGCGACGGAGAAGCAGUGCUCAGACGUCAUGGGCACACUGCUGCGCGCCGACAACGACUUCUCGCUGCACCGACGCCGGCAGAUCGUCGCCGAGGGCAUGCUGCUGGCCGUGGGCGGCAGCGACACGACUUCCGCUGCUUUGACAAUGGCGCUGUAUCUCCUCACUCAGCAUCCGCAGGUGGCGGACGACGUACGCUCCGAAGUGGCCAGCGCCCUCGCCGCUGCGCGACCAGCCGAUGCCUUGGCCGAGGCUGCCGUGCUCAAGGACAGCUGUCCGCUGCUCAACGCCGUCAUCAACGAAACGCUGCGGCUAUAUCCGCCGGGCCUCUCUGGCCUGCAGCGCGAGACGCCCAAGGAGGGUCUCGCUCUCACCGUCGAGGGCUCGCCGGUAUGGAUCCCCGGCAACGUCGUCGUGACGGUGCCGCCGUAUUCGGUCCAUCGCGAUCCUCGGCACUUCAGCCCGGCACCGCACGCCUUCCGGCCCGAGCGCUGGCUGCGGCCCGAGCAGGAGGAGCACAUGAACGCCAGCGGCGCCUUCAUGCCCUUCGGCUACGGCCCGACGAGCUGCGCCGGACGCGAGGUCGCAUACGUGGAGAUGCGUCUCUUCCUCGCGCGCCUGCUGCAGGCCUUCGAGCUGCGCUUUGCCGACACCUUUGACGCUGCAGCCUUUGAGCAUGGACUGCGAGAUCUCUUUACCCUGCACAUCAAGGUCCCGCUCCAGCUGCAUCUGUCUGCCCGCCCAGCCCAGACCGUGUAAUCGCUAUAUAUCCGGAU